AUGCGGAUGUUAGCUAAGAUCCUUCAUCGUCAAAUUUUUCUGGUAGCUGCGCCAAAGGGUCUGGCGAAGGCCAUUUACGAAAUUUUCGAUCCAGCAGAUGUCAAGAAGAACGGGGAGAGCUUUUCAUCGGUAAAAGAAAGGAUCUUCUACUCAGGUCAGCCAAGGCGAUGGAUAAAUGAGCUACAGAAAACAUGUCGUUCGGAGGCUGUGCAAUCAUCUACGCCGAUAGUGAUCCUUCUAAACGGAAACCACUAUAGCUGGCUUAAGUUUGACACGAGAAUGAACACAGAGGAGGAGGACGACAUGGAGAUAGUAACCGAGACCCCUAAAGGAUACCACGAUGCAAGUCUGACUACUAUCGUCGAAGAAGACACAGCUAUGGAGGAAGUAGACGUAGUAGAAGAACGAGACGAACCAACAGAAAUGGAGGUGAUCGAAGCAAUAGGAGGUGAGCGAAAGGAAGAAUUGCUGACAUUCCCAACGGAAGGAAUUGCUGGUCAAGCGCCCAGUACAAAACGCCAACUCCGUGAAGCAGACCUUUCUGGCUCAAGAACACUGGAUGAUUGGGCACGAAAACUAGAUGUCGAACCGUCCGAGCUGCAUGGGCAGCAAAACGAGCUCCAGCAGAUCACUUCCACAUAUACUACGUCUCAGACAAAUAGUAGCGCGGAUCAAGAGUCGGAGUGGGCUCCGUCGCCAGAAAAGGAGGAUCAGUCGAAAAAAUCGUCAAACUCCGGGAGCGGGAGAUUUAAUUCUGAGGGCCUAACAUUGGGAACGAACAGACUUAGGGAGAAGGCGUUAAAACAAGACAACAAAUGCCCAUUGGAUGGAAGCAGUAAGAACGACUCCAAGAGAACUUUUGCAGCUCUUACAAGACUUCUCUUCACCAGACUACGUAUUAAGUACGAUGACGGACGCAGUUUUGGACGAAUGGACACUAGAAACGCGUCGGGACUGUCUAACAGAGUGUAUUGA
Messenger RNA from Phytophthora nicotianae INRA-310, 975 nucleotides. RefSeq lists its product as hypothetical. The transcript is spliced from 2 exons. Bases 1 to 975 code for a protein of 324 amino acids. The record is from RefSeq and is a predicted model, not a curated record. NCBI's taxonomy places the organism in Eukaryota, Oomycota, Peronosporomycetes, Peronosporales, Peronosporaceae.